AUGUCUCUCCCGUUUGGUUUAAUUGACAAGGAUCGUGUGCAUGUCCUUCAGCGAAUGGAGGAUGCGAUGGCUCGUGUGGUCUCCGAAUUUCCCUUCCUGGCCGGGAUGGUGGUACCAUUUACCCAGCCAAAUGGUAGAAGCAACGCACUUCAGGUGCGGCCUGUCACUGCUACCGAGAUUGAAGAGUGCCCUAUUCUGGUCACUCAACAUCCUACAGAGUCUACCGCUGUUGCCGUGGAUGGGAAACUCAACACUGCCUUGAUGCCGUUCCCAAUCGUCUACCCACCACGUAACCUUUCUCCUGUGCUACGGUUAAAAGCUAAUCUGUUGGAAAACAAGCUGUACCUAGUCUGUUGCUUUGAUCACCGAGUAAUGGACGGGUCAGGCUUUUUUAGACUGGCUGCUACUUUCGCCGCGUUCUGUAGGGAUCUAAAUGCCCCGGUACCAUUCACAACUGCACAUGCGCAAGAAACAAGGCAGCAUAUCAAAGAGGUUGCCUCGACAGCCACACCGCAGGAUCUUCGAUGGACGACUUUUCCUGCCCCAGCAAGCGAAAACGAGAUAUCCACAGAUUAUAAUCGAAUGCCUAUCAGUUCUCCUUAUGUACUCGAUGGCCGAAAAAUCAAAACGCUGCGUGGAGCUUGCAAUUUGGCUUUACAGACUUUUCCUGGGAAAUAUAGGAAAGAUCUUCCCGAUAUGUCCCUUCCAUCUAGUCUGGUCGUCAGCGCGCUAGUGGGAAUAUGUAGCAGUCGUGCCCGCUUGAGGGCUUUCCCCGAUGAGCCGGAAUUCUCGUCUGAGACGUUCAUCGUGGAAAAUAUUCGAAAGGCACUCGAUUUACGCCGGGGAUAUAUGGGAAACACUAUAGUGGGCACCCAGAGCAAAUGUGAUGGCUCUAUACCUCCUCCGCCUGAGGCCUCGAGAAAUAUUCAUGUGCCAGAGUCUCUCAGUCUGGUUGGGCCGGAAGAUAUCUGGCGGAUCUGCAAUGUUGCCCAGACCCUUCAUGAAGCAUCCGGACACUUGAACAAGCAGCAUGCGCAAGGUAUGGUCGCGAAAAUGUCCCGCGAGCGUGAUUGGAGUUCAUUCCGACCAGGGUGGGGGUCAAUUUUCUUGUAUCUAAUACCAAGUCAGCAUCGCCUUAUGUGA
Molecule: messenger RNA, 1143 nt
Organism: Penicillium hordei
Lineage: Eukaryota; Fungi; Ascomycota; Eurotiomycetes; Eurotiales; Aspergillaceae
Exons: 1
Coding region: 1-1143 (380 amino acids)
Molecular function (GO): acyltransferase activity, transferring groups other than amino-acyl groups
Source: RefSeq, a predicted model, not a curated record